Messenger RNA from Umbelopsis ramanniana AG, 637 nucleotides. RefSeq lists its product as uncharacterized. The coding region runs from base 174 to 536 and encodes 120 amino acids. The record is from RefSeq and is a predicted model, not a curated record. NCBI's taxonomy places the organism in Eukaryota, Fungi, Mucoromycota, Umbelopsidomycetes, Umbelopsidales, Umbelopsidaceae. The transcript is spliced from 2 exons.
GAUAAUUCUUUCUUUUGGCGAGCGAAAACGAUGUCUCGCCAAAUUACAGCAAGACGCUUGCAAUAAAGUAAAACCAGCUCGUCGUAUUUCAGUUCAUGCAAAAUUACGCCUAUAUAAACCCUCCCCAGAAUAAUCAGCUUCUUUAUUUCUGAUUUCUCUCAUUUUUAUUCGAAAUGCGCUUCAACACCUUGGUCCUUCUCUUUGCUGCAGUCAUCCUCUUUACCGUAGGCAAUGCACAAGUGACCUCCGUCAUCUCUGUCAUCACUGGUUCUCCCAGUGGCGUCAGAAGCAAGGUCAGCUCUGUCAUCCACCCCAGCAGCAAAUCUGGUUCUAGCGCGAUUUCCUCUGCUUCAGCUACCUCGGGCACUACCUCUGCCACCUCUGCCACCACUGGAGCUACCUCCGGUACAGCUACUAGCACUGGUACCCCCGCCUCAAGCGCUGCUGCCACUACUGACGUCUCUCAAACCGUCAUGUUGCAAUUGGCUGGUCUUUUGACUAUCUUUGCUGUCAGCUUCGGCAUGAUGCUUGUCUAAGCCGACGCACUUUUACAUAUUGUAAAUUUCCUUGCUACAAAUCUCGCCGAAUUUUUUUUGAAAAUAAAAUAAAACAACAUGUUUGCCUAUAAUGAUCCCGC